CGGCCGGGCGGGCGUGCGCUGCGCUCGGCAGCCGGGCGCGUCCUGCCGCCGCUCGCCCUCCGCGGCCCCGGGAGCGGCCCCGGUUGCGCCGCCGUGGCGACGCGCGGGGGGAUCCCGGGAUGUCCUCGUCGCCCGUGGAGGAGUGCCGGUCGCCCGUGGGGCUGGACUGCUGCAGCUGCUGCCUGGACUUGGCUAACCGGAGCGGGCUGGAGGAGGGGGCCGGGGGGGAGAACAACAACCUGGGCAGCCCCACCGUCAGCAGCUUCCGGCAGCUGCAGGAGCAGCUGGUCCGCAAGAACCUCAACACCGACAAGCUGAGCUCCAUCAUGCGCCAGGACUCGCUGGAGCCCGUCGUGCGGGACCCCUGCUACCUCUUCAACCAGGGCAUCUGCAACAGGAACAUCGACCAGACCCUGCUCUCCAUCCUCCUGCUCUUCCACAGCGCCUCCGGAGCCAGCGUGGUGGCCAUCGACAACAAGAUCGAGCAGGCAAUGGAUCUUGUGAAAAAUCACCUGAUGUACGCGGUGCGGGAGGAGGUGGAGGUCCUGAAAGAGCAAAUCAAAGAACUGUUGGAGAAAAACUCCCAGCUGGAGCGUGAAAACAGCCUCCUGAAGACCCUCGCCAGCCCUGAGCAGCUGGAGAAGUUCCAGUCCCGGCUCCCUGCAGAGGUCCUGUGCGUGGAGGAGCAGAGCCCCGGGGCAGCUGCCCCAGCCCAGCACUCAGGGGGCUCUGCGGUGUAAGGUGGCUCUGUCCUCGGGGUGGGCAGAGCCACAGAACUCUUUCUACUUAAUCUCCUGCAAAAUCGUUUCCGCCUUCAUCUCACACGAAGGACUGCCAGACCCCGGCGCUGAGCCGUGCCCCCCCCCGGGCAAACCUGGCCAGCCAGCAGAGCCAGUGGCCGUCUCCUGCACGAGGAUGCUCUUCUGUGAGGGAGAUGCGGGCAGCUGACCCCUCCCCAUCCAACCACCCGCCGUGUGCCAGGAGUAAAUCUGUGGCCUGCCCAUCCCAGGCUCUGCUGAAACCUGGGCAUCUGCAACACCCUGGCAGUGCCAGGUGACCUUUGGCACUUUAAUGGGAAUCCACGGUUGGAGGAGCGCACGCUGAGUCCUGUGCCUUUGCUGCACUGUGCAGGGGGGGGUGUCUCUUUCUGGCAAAGCCUGACGUUGGAGGAAGACCGUUGUUUAGUGAGCGAUGCAGAUUUGUCCCGCUACCCACCCAGGAGCGUGCUCGAACCCAAACCUGACUCUGAGGAGCACCGGUGGUGGCAGUUGCGGUGUAGUGCAUGGCUGUACGCACAUCAGUGUGGGGAUUACAAGGAAAAAAAAAAGCUUGUUUUAUUAGUUUGGGCAUCUUCUGUAGCCGUAUCUAUGUAUAAACACACACAUGAGCAGUGCCCACAAGGCUGUGGGGUGCCCUGCUCUGGGCCAGCCAUGCCCAUCUCUGUACAGCUGGGGGAUUCGAGGCAAGACUGGAAUGGCUAACGGCUGUAACUGGGUGGCCAGCACUGCGAGCGGCACAAAGGAGGGGGACGGAUUCACCCCUCUCUGGCAUACACAGUGACAGCCAUGCAGCAGUGCUGGGAGGAUCUGGACUGACCGCUGGGCAGAGCCAUGACAGGGGCUGUGGUCCAGCCCGCUGGGUUGGGGGGAGCCAGCCUGUGCUCCUGGGCUCCCCACCUUCCCUGGCCAGCUCUCUGGGAAGUGACGGGACGUCCUUUUUGACGUUGGAAGCAGUGACACAGUUGUGUAAAUCUAGGUAGAAAUGGCAAUAAACUCUACUUUUUAUAUAAA
Molecule: messenger RNA, 1790 nt
Organism: Harpia harpyja (harpy eagle)
Lineage: Eukaryota; Metazoa; Chordata; Aves; Accipitriformes; Accipitridae
Gene: TSC22D3
Product: TSC22 domain family member 3
Exons: 3
Coding region: 120-740 (206 amino acids)
Biological process (GO): regulation of transcription by RNA polymerase II
Source: RefSeq, a predicted model, not a curated record